Acytostelium subglobosum LB1 is the source of this 1902-nucleotide messenger RNA. RefSeq lists its product as hypothetical. NCBI's taxonomy places the organism in Eukaryota, Evosea, Eumycetozoa, Acytosteliales, Acytosteliaceae. The record is from RefSeq and is a predicted model, not a curated record. Gene Ontology annotation, biological process: mRNA splicing, via spliceosome. The transcript has 5 exons. Gene Ontology annotation, molecular function: RNA binding; protein binding. Gene Ontology annotation, cellular component: cytoplasm; ASAP complex; nucleoplasm. The annotation marks the transcript as partial.
CAUAUAUAUUAUACAAUGUUUAGUAGACAGUAUCAAGAUAAUGAAGAUGAUGAUGAUCUUAAAGAAGAGAAUGUAGAUAGCAACAAUGGUGGUGAAAAUGAAGAUGACUUGAUGGAUGAUGACAGUAGUGAUGAUGACAGCAGUGAUGACAGUGAUGAUGAUUAUCAAGAUGGAAGACAAUUUGUAUCCAAUGAGACAAUAGAGCACUUGGAGAUAAAGCUUCGCGAGAGUCCAUACUCAUUCGAAAGACACUUGGAGUAUAUAAAUGCAUUGAGGAAUGCACAUACAGUGGAUAGAGAGAGAUUGAGGUCUGCCAGAAAGGCAUGUCAACAACUAUUCCCACUUCCAGACUCUGUCUGGUUGCCAUGGCUAGCCGAUGAAUCCUCUCAUUCAGACCUGUCCGACGACCAGAUGAAAGAGUUGUUUGAACUAGCUCUCAAAGACUUCUUAUGUAUGUACAUCGAUGACCUCAAGAGAACAAGGGAUAUGUAUGAACAGGCCGUUGUAAAGUGUGCCGAUCACUUAACAGAGGGCAAGAAGCUGUGGAGUGCCUACAGGACAUUCGAAACGAUCGUGUUGUCCAUGUUGUCAGAGGUUUGCCCCGCUCAAGAGAAGCAGGCACAGGUUGGCCGCAUCAGAUCACUGUAUCAUCGCGAGUUGUCAUGUCCCCAGAUCGCACUGAACGAAGUGUGGAGCGACUAUGAGGAGUGGGAGGAUUCGAUGAAUGGCGAGAAGCCGGCUAACAACCAGGCCUUGCAAUCGCGCUACAAGAGCGCACUCAAGAUGACAGAGGAGCGUGAGAGCAUUGAGAAGGCCCUGCUCGAUUCCGACGUGUCAGCCAAGUGGAUGGAAGAAUUGUUCAAGAAGGCUUCCGACAACACUGAUGCUGUUGGCGCACAGAUAUGGCAGGAUUGGCUAGACUUUGAACGACUGAAUGGUGAUCUGGCCACACUACAAGAGGCUAUUGGACGCUACCAACGCUGGUGGAUCAAGCAGGAGAAGCAGAUUGAGAAGGCUGCCGCACGCGAAAAGGAGAGAAUGGAGAAGAGGGAGAAGGAGAGACAGACAGAGAUGUUGAACAAGGACAAGAAGCGAAAGACAAGGAAGGAGGGACCAGAGAAGGGACAGGGAGAGGGACAGGAUCAGCAAGGUGGCAGAGAGAAGAAGCGAGCGAGAUCAGAGAGGACAAAGUUGUUUGUUUCAAACAUAUCAUUCUCAACUACUGAGGAGCAACUAAAGACUAUAUUUGCCAAUCAUGGAGAGGUACAGUCAGCGAGAUUGGUCAACGAUCGUAAUGGCAGGUCAAAGGGUAUUGCAUUUGUCGAGUUCAAACAAUCAACCGAUGCUGACAAGGCUGUCGUCGCAGCCAAUGGUACACUCAUUGAUGGAUUCAAAAUCAAGGUUGACUACUCCAAAGAGAAGAAGUCAAAGUUUGGUGAUCAACAGCAGCAACACGCAUCAACAACUACAACAACCGAUGCAACGACACCUGUUAUCAACUAUGACAACUCAGAGGGUAGGACAGUGUUUAUCAACAAUCUGUCGCCAGCAGUGACCAAAGAGAGACUGGGUGAAUUCUUGACAAAGCAUGAUGUCAAGUGGAUUGAUGUCAGAUUGAUCUCCAAGGUUGGUGGACGACCAUUUGCCUAUGUUGAUCUACCCAACCAGCCUGAAGUCGAGAAGGCGUUAAAGAUGAACCAAAAGUACUUCAUGUCCAAGACGAUGAAUGUGGCAAGGUCCAAGCCACCAGGUGGACCAAAGAAGUUGGAGCCUGUUGCCACACCAUCAACAACUGCGCCCUCAAUGGAUGAUGAAUCGAAGACCGAUCAAGCACCAAUCGUCACCACAAGGAAGCCAUCACUAAUGAUACCCAGAGGACUGGCAAUCAAGAAGACAAUACAG